AUGUACUCUGAGCCUAAAACUCUAUAUACAACAGCAAAAUUUCCAGAUGACCUAAUCAUUGACAUCCCGGUGCCAACGCUAAAAAAACUCUUAGAAAUCAAAAAGGUGAACAGUUCGUCUCCGCAAACUUCUUUUGUCGACGAUCAAAUCGAUAAAAGCGCAUUUGGGUUAUUCCUACUUGUAUUUGAGAACGAAGUUUAUAAGAAAACAAGAUUUUUUGCAAAAUUGUGGGGCAAAUUCGUAGCGGCCGGAAGGGAAGCUUGGGAAAAUGCAAAUGAAGCGUAUCGUGAUGCUUUUGAUAAACUCGCUGUUGAGCUAAAUUCUUAUUAUGAAUAG
This is a messenger RNA of Ambispora gerdemannii, 336 nucleotides long. The record is from the annotation of a GenBank genome assembly. Lineage: Eukaryota; Fungi; Glomeromycota; Glomeromycetes; Archaeosporales; Ambisporaceae.